Messenger RNA from Acanthamoeba castellanii str. Neff, 387 nucleotides. RefSeq lists its product as uncharacterized. The transcript is spliced from 2 exons. Lineage: Eukaryota; Discosea; Longamoebia; Acanthamoebidae. The coding region runs from base 1 to 387 and encodes 128 amino acids. The record is from RefSeq and is a predicted model, not a curated record.
AUGUCCGCCCGAACCUUCAUCUCGCACGACCCGCCCAUCGCUGAACCCGACGACCCCGAGCUCAGCAUGCGGGAGGCCGAGAAGCAGAAGAGGAUCAAUCUCGAAGGCACCUGCCCCCCCCCCGCCAACACCCGAAAAGCAGUGUCGGACGUGCCCGACGCGCCCGGGUGGAACGAUCGCCUGGCGUCGGACAGCGAAGCCAAUGUCAAGGCCGAUCGCUCGGAGCUGGAGGACGUGCACGAGAUGCAGGAGUUUACCAUCAAGACCAUCGAGCAGCGGGAGGAGAUCGAGCAGGAGGUGGAGAAGGAGAUCGAAAUGUCUGGCCUGGCCAACGAUGCGGUGAAGGCCUUCGCCCAGGAGUCCAAGGAGUUCCCGGCCGGUCCGUGA